Messenger RNA from Homalodisca vitripennis (glassy-winged sharpshooter), 915 nucleotides. RefSeq lists its product as uncharacterized. The transcript is spliced from 7 exons. NCBI's taxonomy places the organism in Eukaryota, Metazoa, Arthropoda, Insecta, Hemiptera, Cicadellidae. The record is from RefSeq and is a predicted model, not a curated record. Bases 1 to 909 code for a protein of 302 amino acids.
AUGAGUACGCACCACACGGCCAAACCAUCACAAAAGAAUACUAUAUUGAGAUUGUUUGUCGCCCAUGUGACGAUACCAACAAAGGAAAGCAUUCCUCAACAAAGGCUAUACAAAAUCUUGUGCUCAGUGUGUUUUGAAGAUGAUGGGGAGGAAUUGGAUGAAAGUGAAAGUGGAACAUUUUUGUUUUUGUCAGACAAUGAGGAGUUUUUUGAAGAUAAAGCUGAACUUGUCGGGAAAGGCAAAGGACCCAGGCCCCCAUGCCAAGAUGAAACUCUGAUGAAAUUCCUAUCCUCCCUACAAGUCAUCAACCCAGAGAGUGUAAUAGCCCUUGCUACAAAAAAUAAACUAGAAAAAUGUUGCGUAAAUAUCUCAAGGACAAUUGAUGAGAUGAAGACAUAUUUGAAGUCAUGUGAAUUGAGACCAGAGCAGGAUACAUUCAUUCGACUGUUGAAAUGUGUUACUGUAUUGCAUAAGAAACUCUGCACCAAUGACCCUUAUCAUAAAUCUUUCAUGCAGUAUAAGAAAUGUUUUAGCACUCUCCAGUCUGAGUUUGACUCUUGUAAUGGCCCAGCUGACUGGUCAGACAGCUCUAAUAUUAAAAAAGUUUGCAAAGCAUUCCAAGAAAUUACCGAUUGCUACUACAUAAAAACUUCUGUUCUGUGUGGAAAUCAAGCAGCUGAUGUUUUUAAGGAACUUGUUGUGGCUGUGAUUGACAGCGUUGUGACAGUAGAUUGCUCUAAUAGCACCCCUCAAGUCGGUAGUUUGGGCAGACAAGCAAAUAAAACUUUAAGUCAAAGUCAAGAAUUACUUUCAAGUGCUAAAUCCUUAACAUUACAAAAAACCCAUAUUACUUACACAGUUUUUACUGUUGCUAUUGUAAUUAAGCAUUUAAUAAAGUUAAAUUUGUAAGCAUUA